This is a messenger RNA of Clonostachys solani, 2991 nucleotides long. The record is from the annotation of a GenBank genome assembly. NCBI's taxonomy places the organism in Eukaryota, Fungi, Ascomycota, Sordariomycetes, Hypocreales, Bionectriaceae.
AUGAAUCGCGAGAUGAAAGCAAGAGCAGCCUCAGAACCGAUCGAGGGCUUUUUGCUCGAAGAGAUGCCGUUCGAAACCGACCAAACAGAGGCCCCUGAUGACUGCGGCGUGGUGCAGCCGUUUCGAGUUGUGGGUGGCGGAGAACACGUGGAUGAGGCGACAGACUGUGGUCAAGAGCUCACAACAAGCACACCGGUCAAUCAUCCAAUCCACAAAACUGACUACGAAACGUACGAAGAACUCGGACGCAUAUUUGAAGUCAAAUACUUUAUCUCGCGCCAAAUCGCCCAUCUUGAAACAGCUAUCAACUAUCUCCAACAAGCCAUUGACUGCAAAAAUGUGGAUGAUCGUGACUGCGAAUCUUCGUUGUUACUCUCCCUAGGCGGCUUGCAUGCAGCCAAAUUUAAAAGAACCGCACAGCCUGAAAGUCUUGCUUCGGCUAUACAAGUCUUUGAAAAAGCCAUUCUGUUCACAAGCGAUGAUGAAGUCCUUGCCAUUCAGGCCAAGGUUCUCCUAAGCUUCUAUUCGCUCCAAGAUGCGGACGAAAUGUUACGGAAUCAAAAAGUCGGCAGCCUGGCGUCGACUAUCUACAUGAAGGGUUUACGCUCACAGAAUAUAUCCCUCAUGGAAACUUGUAUUCUAUUAUUCGAAAGCAUUACGGAAAAGAAAGUUCCGUCUCUAAUAUGGCGAAAUCAAGUGGGUUUUCUUGGAAGAGCAUACUUCAAUGUGGUAUUCUGGGGCUAUGGCGACAGCUAUGAUCUCGACCGAUCGAUAGGUUUCCUUGAGUACCAUAUCUACCUCACGCCACCAAGUGAAGAACCGGAUCUAGCUAUCUCUCAUCUGGCACUUGGAAAAGCCUAUGGGUUCAGGUUCGAUAUCAACGGUGCGUCAUGUGAUCUGAAAGCAUCUAGAGAUCACUUAAAGAAGUCUUCAGAUUUCAUGCAGGGUAAAACCGUCUACAGAGAAGAGAGAUUCAUAUGCUUGAGGGAGAUGUACAAUCGAUCAUUGAACAUGGAUGUCUCGAAUGACCUUGAUCAAUCCAUUACUCAAUAUGAAGAAGAUAUAUGUGCUGUUGCCACCGAUUCUACAUUCUUCAUCAGUCUGGAGUUAUUUCAGAAACUGGCUGUCGGCUAUGGAGAUAGAUUCCAUCUUUGUGGCGCGAUAUUGGACCUCAACAUUUCAAUUAAACAUUGUGAGAAAAUUUUGGAUCUCUCGGUGGAAUACAAACAUUUACAGUCAUGGGCCAAACUCUCCUUGGCCCUGAAUUAUCGACAAAGGUUCUCCCGGACAGAGGAAUUAGCUGAUCUUGAAAAAUCUCUAUUUUGGAUGCGAGACUACAUGGAUCCUCUGCUGAUUCAGGCGUCAGAGGAAUUACCCAAUCUUGCAAAAGAAUCUCUUAUUUGGAUGCGAGACUACUGGGAUCCUGUGCUGAUUCAGGCGGAAGUGGCAAUUGGGGCAUUACAAAUCUUUGGAACGCUCCUCAGAUUGAGAUUCGAAUAUUUGGGGAAUUACAAGGAUAUUGAAGAAUCCAUCCGACACUAUAAAGGAGCUGCAUCCCUCGCUAAAGGCCGGAAUAUGCAUCACCAGCCCAGUAUACUCCUGGGCUUGAGUAAAUCCUACCUAUCUAGAUAUGAAGACGCAAAAUCCACCGAUGACAUCGAUAAAGCGCUCAGGUGCAGAAUGACCGCUGUUGCGCUGUGCCCAACAGACCACACCUGGUUUCCGGUAUACUUGAAUUCCUUGCGAGCUGUAUGCAGUCAGAAGGAUGAUGGGAAUUACUAUGAAGCAGACUACAAGGGACUAUUGAAAAUAGCCGUAAAUGCUUUGCAGUUAGCUGAUGACCUGAACAGACCUGAGGAAGCAUCACAGCUGAAGUUCAUUGGCAUGCAAUUCUGCUGGGAGUUUGUUAACGACUUCCAUUCCCUAAAUCUUGAAAUCGGAAUUUAUAUGCUUGAAAAAGCUUUUAAGCAUCCUACGACCCGGGUGAAGAGUCGUGUACACGUGGGUUGCGGCCUAGUUGCGUGUUACAUUGAGGCUGGGAGAAUACCAGCAGCCUAUAGCGCAGCCGUCAAAACAUUAUCGCUCAUGCCAAAAUUAACUCCCCGAUCCUUCGAGGUCUCGGAUAAGCAGUCAUAUCUAGAGACUGCGGUUGGGUUGGCUUCGUCUGUGGUAGGGCUCGCCCUAGACGUGGGCGACGAGUUGUACAAGGUUAUUCAGUACCUUGAACUAGGCAGGGGCAUCAUCUUAAACUCAUUAGGCGAUCUUCGUCUUGAUAUCAUUGACCUUCAAGCAUUGCACCCUAAAUUAGCAGAGGAAUUCACCCGGCUCAGGGAGAAACUCGAUACACCCCCAGGGUCAGCUAGCGGUAGGACUAACCCGCGUCAUUAUUUGAGCCAAAAGCUGGAGGCAACGAUACAGAAGAUUCGGUCAUUUCCCGGCUUCGAUAGAUUUUUGCUUUCCUCUUCAGAGAAAGAUCUAAAAUCUGCUGCAGCUCGCGGCCCUAUAGUGAUCAUCAAUAUUGACAUUCGUCGGUGUGAUGCUCUCCUAAUUCAACCAAACCAAAUCAGGGCUCUAGAGCUUCCAGGCCUCAAAAAGAAAGAUAUAGAAGCCCAUGCGAAAUUGCCAGAUUUCGACCGGAAUACAUUGGAGUGGCUCUGGGAUGUGAUAGUGUGCCCGGUACUCGAGGACUUAGGUUACCUUCAGUCGGUAGACUCAGCUUCUACCUCCUGGCCGCGUAUCAUCUGGAUCCCCACAGGCGCUCUCUCAAACCUCCCACUCCACGCAGCCGGAUACCACUAUCACGGAUCUACGAAUACCGUCAUGGACCGAGCUAUUUCCUCAUAUAGUUCGUCGGUUCGAGCACUGAUUCAAAGCCAGCAUCGUACAUUGAUUUCGAAUUCUCGGCCACUCGGAAAAGCGGUGUUAGUAGGUGUCCAGGAACUUAAACAUGCACCUAAAGAGAUUGAUGAACUCGAGAAAUAUGUUCUUUGA